AUGGACCAGACGGGGCAGGACAUUAUAGACCAGACGGGGCAGGACAUUAUGGACCAGACGGGGGCCAGGACAUUAUGGACCAGACGGGGGGGGGACAUUAUGGACCAGACGGGGGGGGCAGGACAUUAUGGACCAGACGGGGCCAGGACAUUAUGGACCAGACGGGGGCCAGGACAUUAUGGACCAGACGGGGGCCAGGACAUUAUGGACCAGACGGGGGGGGAGGACAUUAUGGACCAGACGGGGCCAGGACAUUACGGACCAGACGGGGGACCAGGACAUUAUGGACCAGACGGGGGCCAGGACAUUAUGGACCAGACGGGGGCCAGGACAUUAUGGACCAGAUGGGGGCCAGGACAUUAUGGACCAGACGGGGGGCCAGGACAUUAUGGACCAGACGGGGGCCAGGACAUUAUGGACCAGACGGGGGCCAGGACAUUAUGGACCAGACGGGGGCCAGGACAUUAUGGACCAGACGGGGGCCAGGACAUUAUGGACCAGACGGGGGGCAGGACAUUAUGGACCAGACGGGGCAGGACAUUAUGGACCAGACGGGGGCCAGGACAUUAUGGACCAGACGGGGGCCAGGACAUUAUGGGCCAGACGGGGGCAGGACAUUAUGGACCAGACGGGGGAGGACAUUAUGGACCAGACGGGGGCCAGGAUAUUAUGGACCAGACGGGGGCCAGGACAUUAUGGACCAGACGGGGGCCAGGAUAUUAUGGACCAGACGGGGGCCAGGACAUUAUGGGCCAGACGGGGGGGCAGGACAUUAUGGACCAGACGGGGGCCAGGAUAUUAUGGACCAGACGGGGGCCAGGACAUUAUGGGCCAGACGGGGGCUAG
Procambarus clarkii (red swamp crayfish) is the source of this 846-nucleotide messenger RNA. RefSeq names its product collagen alpha-2(I) chain-like. The record is from RefSeq and is a predicted model, not a curated record. NCBI's taxonomy places the organism in Eukaryota, Metazoa, Arthropoda, Malacostraca, Decapoda, Cambaridae.